AUGGUCAAUCUACUUAGCUUCCAGCGAUUUUGGGAUGGUUUCAACAACGACGUCUCGUGGUCGUCCGAUGACGUGGAAGCGAGCGUGAAACUUACAGCGCAACCGUCGGAAAAUAAUGCGGUGAUGUUGCUAAUGGCACUGGCGGUGGCUAUAGAAAAGAAAGUGGCCACCGUGAGCGACAAGAGAGUGACUUUCAUUGCGUUCGUCGAUGCAAUGCAAGCUCCUGUAAGCAGAGUUCGUCGGUCUAUCAAGAAAGAAGGAUGGCAGGCGGCUUUUCGACUAUUCAAGGCCACAAAUGGCUUUCAUUCAGGCGCCAAGGUCGAUCACGGAAGCUAUGUAAACGCCCAACUUAGACAGCCUCAAGCGUGA
Molecule: messenger RNA, 369 nt
Organism: Penicillium macrosclerotiorum
Lineage: Eukaryota; Fungi; Ascomycota; Eurotiomycetes; Eurotiales; Aspergillaceae
Exons: 1
Coding region: 1-369 (122 amino acids)
Source: RefSeq, a predicted model, not a curated record